Molecule: messenger RNA, 372 nt
Organism: Eleginops maclovinus (Patagonian blennie)
Lineage: Eukaryota; Metazoa; Chordata; Actinopteri; Perciformes; Eleginopidae
Product: coiled-coil-helix-coiled-coil-helix domain-containing protein 5
Exons: 4
Coding region: 1-372 (123 amino acids)
Biological process (GO): cellular respiration
Cellular component (GO): mitochondrial intermembrane space
Source: RefSeq, a predicted model, not a curated record
AUGUUAUUUGGUCUUGGGAGGCAGGCUGCUAUGGACAUCACGGCAAAGUAUUGCAAUAAAGAAAUGGAGGCAUAUGGGUCAUGUGUGGCCUCCAACCCAUCAACAUGGCAGUCAAAGUGUCAUGAACUGAAGAUAAAGGUUGCACAGUGCACAUCAUCCCACCCAGUGAUUCAGAAGAUCAGACAAGAGUGUUCAGGGGAGUUUGUCGAGUUUGAGCGCUGCCUGAGAGAAAACCAGGACAAACCUACCUCCUGCUCCCCUCAUGUAGCUCGCUUUCUGGCCUGUGCAGAGACAGUAGACCUCAGUGGAGCGGGUCUGUCCCUCCCACACUUGCCCUCUCCAGGUCUGAGUCAGAGUCAAAUAUUAAACUAG